AUGGAAGUGGCUUUUAUAUUCUUUUACAAACGUUUCCACAUUUUGAUACAACCAACAUAUUAUUUGGGUUUAUUACUUAGUCCAUUAUUUAUACUGAUUCAAGUAACAUAUACAAUUGAUUUCGGUUAUAUAUGGGGAAGUAAUUGGUUGGAUAAAUAUGAAAAUCAAGAUAGUAAAAAACAUGCUGUUGCGUAUAUUGUCUGUAUGAUCUUAUUUUAUUGUUUGGCAUUAUCUGGAAUAAUUUUACUAUUCAUCUUUUAUACAGAUAAAGAACAGUGUCAAUUGAAUAUUCUGUUCAUAUCACUUCAUCUUGUCUUUUGCAUAUUUUCAUCCAUUAUCUCGAUCCUACCUUGUGUUAAAAAUCAUAAUCCCGCCAGUGAUGUAUUUCAGUCAUCGAUAAUAUCAUUUUUAAUUACGUUCAAUCUUUGGUCAGCAUUGAACAGUUAUUCUCAAAAUCAAUGUAGACCAAGAUUAAUCAGUAUAGCUACAAUUUAUCAAUUUUCGUUAUCGAUUCCAAACAAUAUUAAAUUUUUACCGGUUGGCGAUCCGAUCUACAUCGUUGGGAUAGUCUUAUGUUUACUUACCAUACUAUAUUGUUUGUAUAGAAAUGAUUGUAAACGAUAUACUCGAAUGGUAUCAGAAAAUACAAAUGCUGCAGAAGUAUUGGCGACAGAAGAAGUACAGACAGAUGACGAAGAGGUUUUAAUUGAUACCGAAUUACAAGAGAAUAAUAGCACCAUCAAUCAUGACUUUUAUGUUUAUUUGGUUUUAGCUUGUGGUACAAUCUAUGUAAUGAUGUUGAUGACAAAUUGGUCAAAACCAUUAAGUGAUAAUGAAACAUUUCAUUAUCAUAAUGCCUCGUAUUGGGUCAAAAUUGUGUCAAGUUGGUUAUGUCAUCUGUUAUACAUUUGGUCUUGUAUUGCACCCACUGUUUUGCAAAAUCGAUAUUUUUAUUGA
Didymodactylos carnosus is the source of this 957-nucleotide messenger RNA. NCBI's taxonomy places the organism in Eukaryota, Metazoa, Rotifera, Eurotatoria, Philodinida, Philodinidae. The record is from the annotation of a GenBank genome assembly.